AGUCAAGUGCAGUAUAUCGCUUAUUCACUGUCAUACGGUUCAACAACUCUUCUUUACGAUUGUCACCGGCGCUCAGUUGAAAGGACAGAAAUACCUUAUAAUUAAGGAUAUCGUGUUUAAGCUUUGUUUCAACAACGUUCACAUAUUAUAAGUUGACGUUUUCAAAACCUCACCUGGACUUGUGUUACUACUGAACUGAGACGUCUUUAAACGAGGAUUAGUUAGCUUUAACGCUUAUGAUAAUAUUGAACGUUGUGCAAUGUGACUUUUCGAUCCGCGGUAUCUGUUUUUACGAAGCGAUUGAUUUCGUAUGAACUCAACUUGAAGGAGAUAUGAAUACAUUAUGAGUUUUAUUCAUUUUAUACUGAGAAAUAUUGAUAUGAGACUAUUGGUUUUAAUAUACUUGGCGAUAGUGUGGUGAUAAUGUCUCGUUUAUGGACAAAAUUACCGCGACGUGAUGUUCGGAAUAGUGUUCUUGCUGUUUUCAUUACUUCUGGACUUAUAUUCUUAAGUUACAUAACCAUUUCCAAAGACAAUGUCCAAAGUUCACGAUUUCCGUUGAAACACGAAGAGUCAUUUGCAACAAGUCCCCCAAUGCCAUUUAAAGAACAAAGACACGAAUCCAUGUACGACCGGGUGACUAGAGUGGCGAACAUUUGCAGAAAGCCUGAUACCAAAUACUACUUUAAGACGGCGCCAAUUACAGACUCUAGACACUUUCUAUACAAUAUAACAGGUGUUUGUUCAUGCACUGUGCCAAAGGCUGCCAGUACUUCGAUGAAGCGUUUACUUCUUAUGGCCGAAUUUCCGGAAAAAGCCGAUACAUUCUGGAACAUGCCGGGAAAUUUACUUCAUGCAUAUAAGCGGGAUACGGAAAGUUGCACUGAUAACCCAGGGUUCUCUUUUUUCGUAACGAGGAAUCCUUAUGAAAGGUUGUAUUCAGCGUAUAUUGACAAGAUAUUCCUUGAAAAGUUUGAAGAUGUCGCAGUGUUGCUUGAUGCUGUGUAUGUGAAAAAAGUGUAUAGCCAUCUUAUCACACGGACAACAUCAGCUUUGCUCGCCUAUACGCGAGCUCACGGAUACUAUUGCCAAGUUGCUAACGCUUCUUUUGAACAUUUUCUCAAUUUCGUCGCCAAUGCAAAGCAUAUUGAUCCGCAUUACUCGCCUGUUUCUCUUCUGUGCAACCCUUGUGCUCAUCCAGUGAACUACAUAUUUAAACAAGAAAAUCUGGAACGAGAGUCGGAAACCCUUGUUGAUUAUUUACGAGAAACGCUGCAAUCGAAUGCCACCUUCAAGGACAUGGAGUUGCAUUUGCCGAACUAUAUUGGUAACAGCGGCAUAUCUCAUCAUAUACAAACUUACCACGAUGUUUGGAAAAUGAGACUUAUGAGAAACCAUUGCAAGCUUAACACAGUAUCUUAUCGUGAGAUUUGGGAAAGGCUCUGGCAGAGCUUGAAAAUCAGCGGGAACAUCAAUGAAACGUUAGAAUUUAAGCCAAAACUUUUUCAAGGGAAAGGGAUUAUACUCAAGUCACCAGAACGGAUAAUAAAAGAUUUUAAAUUCGUUGAGGAAUUGCCUGUUUUAUCAAAAGAGGCUAGAGCGAGGCAAAGACGAAAGUUCUUGGUUGAAGCAUAUAGCAAAGUUUCGGCAUCGACUCUUAAGAAGAUUCAAAAACUGUUUCGACUGGACUUUGAAAUGUUCGGAUAUGACCUUCAACCGCCUAUUUAAUGCAUUUUAUUUCCUGUUGCUUAAGCGACUUUUAGACUAUUUGAUCUCGAUAUUUGAAUAUACUUAUUUGUCGUCAGCCCUUUUAUUUGAAAGAAAUAUUUUGCAAUUUUCCUUUAAUCGAAUUUUGUUCUUGUACUUCUUUGUUUACAUGAAUAAUUUAAAGCUGCACUCUCACAGAUUGGCCGUUUUGGCAACAUUGAAAUGAACCAAAUUUUGCGUAAAUGUCUGGACACUUGUGAUUUAAGACUGCUGACAAAAGAUCACUUCGCAGUCUUAAUAUUUAUGUUCGAAAUGAUGUUUUAUGGCUAAAAGCGUUAAUUAAGCUUCAAGAGAAAUGAAAUAUUUGACAGUUUUUCAAACAAAAAUACAUCAAAAAGUCAUAACUGUCAAUCUGUGAGAGUUGCAAGUAGCGUCUUGUAUCAAGACAAUUUCUGUGAUAUUAGUAAUCAUAAUUCCCUGUUCUUUUUGUAUUUUAUUGUGAUUUUCUUUCAUAAAAUACAGGUACAGUUUUAUAUAAGUACAGUCGAACCCCCGAUUGCUCGAACUCCUUGGGACCGGCUAAAAUACCUCGAGCCUCGGAAAGUUCGAGCCAAGCGGGAAAACUUACGUUCAGUGUAAAAUAGAUCGGUCAUUAUCAUUCGAUUCGAGCCAAUGAAUAAUUUGAGCCAAGCGAGUUCGAGCCAACAGGGUUCGACUGUAUCGGCAAUACUUAAUAGAAACGAAUGUGACUCAUGUUUGUUUAGUUAACUCACUUUUUCAGUGUGUGUAUACCACGUGAUAAAUAACGUCAUAUAUGCUACGUCGGAAGGCAACAUUUUGCUUAAAAUGAAGACUUAAAUCAAAGAUAACUUUUCUUUUACAACACCAUUUUAAAUUAAACAAAGGGCAGUAUAUGCCGCUUAAAGAGCCCGCAUUUGUUUUAUUACCGACAUUUGAUAAAGUCAUUAGUUUCAUCAAACACUUUUACAAACCUUUUUUCAAAAUCAUGUUUUGACAGUGCUCUGUCAGACAGCCGUAUUGUGAAAAGGUUUGUUGAAGUGUUUAAAGAAAUUAAACUCCCAAUCAAACUCAAGACCGUAGGCAGGAUUCCGUAAGCAGCGUAGACUGCGCUUUGUUUCAUUUAAAAUGGUGAAACAAUAGUGAAGUUAUCUUUGUUUAAAGUCUUUUUUUCAUAUCAAAAUAUUGCCUUCCGACGUAGCAUUUAUGACGUAAUUUAUCACGUGGUAUACACUCACUGUUAUUGUUUGUCGGUUUUCGUGUUUAAUCUGUAGGCGCAUUAUUGGAUCACACUUUGCGAUCUCACGGUCGAUCUCUAACUGGACAAUUGUUUAUCCGAUCUUUAUCAAAUCUGAUAGCAUCGUUUAUUGGCAUUAUAUUGAGGACAAGUUGGAUAACCAGCGUGAGAGCUUGGGUCAUCCAAGCAUCACGGUCAUGCAAUGGUCUUUUUUGACGAAAUCGGUAUUUUCUGCUCGCCGACUUGGCACUUUUAUUUAAUAUUUACCAAACGUGUUCACAUGUACAAAUUUGACAACCUGUCUUAUCGCAUAAGUAACUCAUGAGUUAUGAAUUGACCUUGUCUAGUUUCUUGAAUGUUUUCUUAAUCUUUAUAAUUGCUUAUCUUGUCGGCACACUAUAUCAGACAUGUUCGAAACGUGACUCCAAAGUAACAGCUAUUUAGUUGUCAGAAAUUCACGAAAUUGACACGUUGGUUGUUUAACCAUCUUUCAUCCAAUCUUUACCAAAGUUUGUUACAUUGUUUAUUCGUUUACUUCUUGAAUAGUUUUGAUAAUUGAUCAAUAAAGUAAUCACGAGGUGCUCUUUAUACAAUUUUUUAUUAUUUUUAUUUUUGUUUUAUUAUUAAAUUUGUCCGAAGACACACAACAUAAAGAUGACACAUCUGAACUGCCAAUGUGUGUGCAGAUAUUAACUGAUUUUUGCAUUUAGUAUUUAUCAAUAUAUUAUCUUCACUAUAUUAGUGCAAUAUCUUAUUGUGAACACAUUUUUACGUGUUCACUAUUAUAACAGUUUUUUCAUGGAUGAAAAGGUAGUACCGUAUUCCUUUUUCGAAUUAGUAAUAAAUAACUAAUUUCAUAUUCCUUAUUCAAACUGUAGUAUUGCAGAUAGGCUUAAAAUCACGUCUUUUAUGUGCUUCGUCUUUCCAUACGAAUAAAGUAACUUUGUGAAAUGAAACAUUGCACAAAAAUAGAAAAAAUCGGAAAAGGAAUAGGGAACAGGUUUAUGAUUCCUUUUUCCGAAAAUGGAAUAAGGAAUAAGGAACUAACUUAUCACCCACCACUGUAUUACUGUUGUCGUCUUCCAUAUUUCUAUGUAUAAACAAGUAUUGUUGCAAUUUAUUAUUAAGCUAAGUGCAAUAUUUUUGCAUUAUUAUGUACGUAUACAGUUAUAUCACGACCCCAACAUUGAAUGACGGAACGUCAUUGGUCCAGGAUUGGUCACGCGGUGACCCCAUAUCUUGCCAAAUUGGGUCAUUAAUCUUUAUAUCGUACCAAAGUGUAGUCCAUUUUCGGAUCCCGAUGAAUAAACGAAACAUUUCCCGGAUAUUGUUGGCGUUUUGGUCAACGUAGUCAGGUUGUCGACGUGAUAUAUACGUUACGGGGUUAGCAGGUGACCCGAUGUGGGAUAUAUGUGGCGCAGGUAACCAUAUAUAGAUUCGAGCUUCGCUCUCACACGAUAUGGCUUCCUUUGCUCCGUAUACCCCAUAUUGAGUCACAUAAAAACGCCUUAACUUACAAUAUUUCGGCACGUAUUUCAGGCUUUAACCAGUAAGACAUGCUACCUCGGACACAAUCAUCUUCCAUUAGUUAUUCAAAUUUCACUAUCAGAAUAAAUUGAUACAUUAUCAAA
This is a messenger RNA of Mya arenaria, 4593 nucleotides long. RefSeq lists its product as uncharacterized. The record is from RefSeq and is a predicted model, not a curated record. NCBI's taxonomy places the organism in Eukaryota, Metazoa, Mollusca, Bivalvia, Myida, Myidae. The coding region runs from base 424 to 1728 and encodes 434 amino acids. The transcript is spliced from 2 exons. Gene Ontology annotation, molecular function: sulfotransferase activity. Gene Ontology annotation, biological process: carbohydrate biosynthetic process. Gene Ontology annotation, cellular component: membrane.